GAACACAAUUAUUUAAGAGAGGGGAGUUGAAAAAUGAGUAUAAGCAUGGAUGUGAAUGUGAUGUUUCUAAUCGUCAUCGCAGUGGCAGCAACAGAAGCGACGUUAUGCAGCGCAGAAGCUGCAGAAUAUGUAGUAGGAGACGACUUAGGCUGGACUAUCCCUCCGGAUGGCGCUGCCACUUAUGCUGCAUGGGCUUCUAACCAUAGCUUGGUUGUUGGUGACAUUCUUGUGUUUAAGUUUGCAGCAGGAGAACAAGACUUGGCAUUCGUAACCAAGGAAGAUUUGGGCACUUGUAACACCGCAGAUCCCUUGCAUGUAUUUGAGAAGGCAACCACAAUAAAAUUUCUUGGAACCGACACAUAUUAUGUAACGUCAACUUUUGCCGGGCACUGCAGCAAAGGGCAAAAGAUGACUUUUGACAUCGCUCCCUCUUCAACUACCAGUACCAUUUCACUAGCAAGUCCAAGUCCAAGUCCAAGUGCUGAUAAAAAGCCCCUCCAGCAGUCUCUCAACUUUGUGUCUCAGAUCUCUGGGCUGGUUUUCUAGUUUGUUUCUCCUUGUGCUUCGUCAUAAGAUCCUAGCAAAUGUCUAUUAACUACAUUGAGAAAGAAUCAAAGAGCAAUGAGGAAUGGAGAAAAAUAAAGAACUUGAGAGAGAAACAACGGAGAGAAAGAUAGAAAGAGUAGGCUGUAUGAAUUGUAUUUCAGACUUAAUGAAUUGGAUCCUCACAAUUACAG
Messenger RNA from Malus domestica (apple), 737 nucleotides. Its product is annotated as umecyanin-like. Gene Ontology annotation, molecular function: electron transfer activity. Gene Ontology annotation, cellular component: plasma membrane. Lineage: Eukaryota; Viridiplantae; Streptophyta; Magnoliopsida; Rosales; Rosaceae. The record is from RefSeq and is a predicted model, not a curated record.